UGUGUGUCGUGUCUUUAGUUUGACGCCUGCGCACUCGAAAGACCGUCUUCUUUGUUUCAGCUAUGGAAUCGACAAUUUGGAAGCUUCUAGAACUCGACGUGCAACCUUCUAGCAAGUUGUCUUCUUGAAUAAACCCCAACAACAUUUUAUGCCUAAUGGAUUUUUCAAAACUAUUUCAACACCAGCUCUUAUAACACCAAGGAAAGAAGAUGCCAGCACGAGAGGCCUAUAUCAUGUUGGUGGGGAUCCUAAUGGCUACUUGCCGAGAAGUAAGCGGCGUCGUCGUCCAUGCAACCGUGGAUCUAGGAGGGGGACAAACGGAAUUGCUGCAGAUGCUUUUGAAAAAGAUUGACACUAUGGUCAGUAAAGAACAAGAGGACACUAAGAUAAUUGCAACAGAGGGUUCAGAAUUGGCAGAUACCCUACUGCUGGCCUCUUCAUCGGUCACAAUCAAGGGUAACAUCACCGAUCACGACAGACGAUUGACUCUUACCUUCACACUACAGGCGUCCAGGUCAGACCACAGCUCUGCCACCGCCAUGAUAGAUGCUGAUGACGAAGACGCCGAAGAAGAUGAUGAGUGGCGAUGCUGCAGCUCCAGCGGCGUGCUGACUCCGAUAGUGGACGUCGUGGAGCCAUACUUCCUCGGCUUCGUGGAGCUCGUGGUCAACGGCAUCCUCAGCACAGUGAUCAGCAACUUUCUAGACGGCAGCAAUCUUCUGGGGGACGUCAGAUUAGUUUGAACCGUUCUACUCUAUAACUUGCUGUAGGGGUCUAAAAAUAACUAUUGAUUAGGAAUCCUAAAUAAGUUUAUAUCAAUCUACCCGAUGUAUCUUCCAAAUCUUAUGGAUUGGCUGAAGAAAAUUUAAAUUUUUAAAAGCUAUUUUCGUCGUCACAUUUAAAAAUGUAAAUGGGUCAGAUGAAGACAAUUUAAUGUACUUUACGUUCGGUAACGCCUACAUGUUUUGGUGUCUUCUCUUCGU
Macrosteles quadrilineatus (aster leafhopper) is the source of this 983-nucleotide messenger RNA. RefSeq lists its product as uncharacterized. The record is from RefSeq and is a predicted model, not a curated record. The coding region runs from base 210 to 743 and encodes 177 amino acids. The transcript has 5 exons. NCBI's taxonomy places the organism in Eukaryota, Metazoa, Arthropoda, Insecta, Hemiptera, Cicadellidae.